Molecule: messenger RNA, 2410 nt
Organism: Funneliformis caledonium
Lineage: Eukaryota; Fungi; Glomeromycota; Glomeromycetes; Glomerales; Glomeraceae
Source: the annotation of a GenBank genome assembly
AUGGCUAAAAACGGUCGUAAGGAAGUGGACCAGCGUAGGGGUGAAGAAAAAAAAGAGUCACAAGUACGAGAUGAACAACAAGAAGCUUUAAGGGAAAAGGCCAUCAAAAAUAUGGCUAGGCGGCCAGACUAUGGAAAAUCCGGUCGUUCCACUCACGUGCUUACGAAUUAUUUCGAGAUAAAAAAGACGGCGAAUAAGUCAUAUCUUGAAAAAUACGAGAUCACGAUGAAGCUUGUGAUCCAACAGAGACCUGAGGGAGAAGCUAACCAAAGAAGACGUGCCCCAAGGCAGCAAAAACAACUUCCUGUAAAUGUGCAACGUGCGGUAUUUCAACAAUUAGAAAGACAGGAACGUAAUGGCUGGUUCAAAGGAGUUGGUGUGGUUUUCGAUGGUAACACGACUCUUUAUUCCACCGAUUUAUUAAAGUUAAAUAAUUCCGAUUCUGGGAAUACAUUGGUUAGUUUAAGUGAUGAUCAGGACUCCAGGGGAAACCCAAUGGAAUAUAAGGUUGAAGUUCAGAAACUUGACAAGGUUGACUUGGAUGAAUUGAAAAAAUGCCUUGAGGGUACAGAAAUGAAAUGGGAAUAUUUCGACUUAGCUGGCAUAAGAGGAUUAAAUGCUCUCAUUCAUCAUAUUCCAUCAAUGAAAUAUACUCAAUUUGGCGAAUCUACUUAUUUGCCUUCAACUCGUAAGCCGUUGGGAGGAGGUGUAGAACUAUGGAUGGGGUGGUUUGAAAGUGUAAGGCCUGGUCAAGAUAGUUAUUUCGUUAACGUCAAUACAACUUAUACCGUAUUUUAUGAACCUGGUAUACUUUCAAAUUUGAUUACAAAAUAUCUCAAUCUCCAAUCGGGUAUCAUUCCAGAUCGUUUUAACCAACAAGAAAACGAUAGAGUAACUGAGCUCAUACGUGGUUUACAAUUUAAAUCUAUUCAUCGUCCUCAAAUUGAAACCAGGUUUAAAAUCAAAAGGCUUUGUCCAAAAAAUGCCUAUGAUGUUAUAAUUGAUAUGCCAGAAUCUAGCGAGAAAAUUAAUAUUUAUACGUAUUUUCAACGUCGCUAUAAUAUUACUUUACGUUAUUUACACCUUGUUGAACUUGAAGGGCGUCGAAACGAUAAAGUUCCAAUAGAACUUUGCAAUGUUAUUGAGGGACAACGAUUUCCCGUUGCAAAAUUAACAAGUGCCCAAAGAGGAACAAUGAUUAAACAUACCGCUUUAUCACCUCAAGAAAAUGUAAAACGAAUUAAUGAAGGCAUUCAAAAUGUUUUACAGUUUGGAAAAGAUUUUAAAUUAAAUAGCUUUGGGAUGGUUGUUGAGGAACAAAUGGCGGUUAUUCCUGCUCGCGUCUUAAGAGCACCGCAAAUUUCAUAUCACUCCUCUUCCAGAGCGGGUGGAACUGUUAAACCUAGGGAAGGUGGCUGGAAUUUAAAAGACCGUAAAUUUGUACGAAGUGGAGAUACUCUUCGUUAUUGGGUUGUAGUCGCGUUUAUUGAUCAACGAAGAUUAACUCUUAGCAAAGCGAAGCAAUUUGUGAAAGAACUUGUCAUUACUAGUCGACAACAAGGAUUGGAUAUUGCGGAAGGCAACCCUAGAGUUAAUUAUAUCAGGCCUCACGGUGAUGCGCAAACUUACCAACGAAUGAUUGAGCAAGAGUAUGAAAAUGCUGAAACUCAUUUUCAAAAUGAUUUGCAGCUUAUGCUUUUUAUUCUUCCAGAUGAUGAUGAAAAGCGUUACAGAGCCAUAAAAUAUACUACCGAUACCAUUCUUGGUGUUCCUUCGCAAUGUGUUCAACUUGAGAAGGUGCAAAAAAAAAGUAAACAAUAUUGUGCAAAUGUAGCACUCAAAAUUAAUUUGAAGCUUGGAGGGACGAAUCAAUCUAUUGAGGAAACCGAAAUUCCCGAAUUAUCAAAAGGGCCGGUUAUGUUGCUUGGUGCAGAUGUUACUCACCCUACCGGUGGACGCGCCGGACCUUCGAGUAUACCUUCAAUCUGCGCAGUUGUUGGUUCUCUUGACCGUCAAGGUGGACGAUUCAUCUCCAAGCUUGAAAGUCAAAAAACAAGACAAGAAAAAAUCGAAAAUAUGGGUGGCAUGGUUAAAGAAAUUUUGAAAGAUUACCGUGCAAAGAAUAAUAUUUUACCUCAAGGAAUGAUCAUGUAUCGUGAUGGUGUAUCGGAAAGCCAAUUUGAGAUGGUUUUGACUCAUGAACUUGAAAAAAUCAAAGGCAAACGACAUCACACUCGAUUUUAUCCACAACAAGUCCGUGAUGCUGAUAGUGCUACCCGUUCAGUUUCCAUUGCACCAGCAGCUUAUUACGCACAUUUGGCAGCUAAACGAGCUCGAUUGCAUCUUGAACAACAGCCACGUGGAGAGCCCGAAUUUGUAUUAAAAGAAGUUAAAGAAAGUUUAGCCAAAG